This is a messenger RNA of Eufriesea mexicana, 677 nucleotides long. RefSeq names its product serine/threonine-protein kinase VRK1-like. The transcript is spliced from 5 exons. Bases 198 to 677 code for a protein of 159 amino acids. Lineage: Eukaryota; Metazoa; Arthropoda; Insecta; Hymenoptera; Apidae. The record is from RefSeq and is a predicted model, not a curated record. Gene Ontology annotation, molecular function: ATP binding.
CAUUCUUACGUUGGGUGAAAUCUUUUCGGGGGAUAAUUAGAGUUCCAAAACACAAAAAGAAAUACUUUAAAUUAUUGAAGAUUCCGAUGUGCCAAGCAAUUAAAACAACUGUAUGCAAUGUCCUCUAAUUCGUCUUUUGAGUGUAAUGUACAAGUUAAUGGAGUAUUGCAUUUUGUAUAAAUAAAUAUAUAGUGAUAAUGGCACCGAGACGAGUUGAAGAAAUACCUGUUAAAAGAGUGGCAGCAUUAGGUUGCAAAUUACCUAAUCAAUUACCAGCUGGUGAAAUACUGACAGAUAUUACUCAAAAAAAAUGGAAAUUAGGACACACAAUAGGAUAUGGUGGAUUUGGUGAUAUAUAUUUAGCAUCAAAUGACAUUAAUGCACCAAUUGAACAAGAUGCAAAAUAUGUAAUAAAAAUUGAACCACAUAAUAAUGGACCACUUUUUGUUGAAAUGAAUUUUUAUAUAAGAGCAGCUCGAAAACAUAUGAUUGAUACUUGGUGCAAGUCACAAGGAAAAAGACGAAUAGGUGUUCCAACAUAUGAAGGAUCAGGUUCUCACAUAUAUCAAGGACAGAAAUAUAGAUUCUUAGUCAUUCCAAGAUAUGGCAUUGAUAUUGGAAAAUUGUUUAUAUCAAAUGGGAAAAAAUUACCAAUUAAACUUGUUAACAGUAUUUAA